Molecule: messenger RNA, 342 nt
Organism: Oncorhynchus nerka (sockeye salmon)
Lineage: Eukaryota; Metazoa; Chordata; Actinopteri; Salmoniformes; Salmonidae
Product: 3',5'-cyclic-AMP phosphodiesterase 4D
Exons: 2
Coding region: 58-342 (94 amino acids)
Source: RefSeq, a predicted model, not a curated record
CCUGUCUGUAUUGCUCAGUGUGAUCGAAGGCCCCAAGUCUGAGAGGCGGAACACACAAUGCAAAAGAAUGCCCGGGUCGGGGACAGCCAGAGGGACAACGUGUCAGAUGAUUCGUCAGACUCUCCAGAGUCGGGGCCAAUGUCCUGUAUGGAGCCCUUCCUGGUCCGGAGGCUGUCAUGUCGCACUGUCCAGCUGCCUCCUCUGGCCUUCAGGCAGGCUGAGCAGUACUACUACAACCACAAACCUGAACCAGACACUAUCACAGUCCCACCGCGACCGACCACACUGCCCCUACGCACCCCUCCACUUAUCGCCAUCACCUCAGCCGACACCAGCAGGUGA